CUACUUCCAAUCCCUCACUUCUAUUCGACAAAAUCCCAACCCCCUUUUCGCUCACCCGCACUCUAUCCGCGCCUCCAUCUCCUUCCUCCUCCUCCUCCUUCUCCUCCGUUUCUAGGGUUUCCUAGUUGUAUCACUUCCUGUACAUAUGUUGUUAGCUUUAAGGGUUUGAUUUAGGCAAGACCGAUUAUUUAUACCUAAAUAUCAUUUUUUUCCCCCGUAUUUGGGGACUUGAAUGGCACUGGGCGACUUGAUGCCGUCGUCUCCAUUUUCGCGAACGUCGUCGUCGGUCGUAACGAUCUCGAACCACUUGGAGGAGUGCGAGUACGUGGAUUUGGGUGGCGCGUUGGUGAUUAGGGAUAACAGUAGGGAUAAUUCCGAUGCUGCCAGUAGUAGCUAUGGCAAUGCCAGUACGGCCACUAGCAUGGCGUACUUGCCCCAUACUGUUGUUCUGUGUGAGCUCAGACACGAGGCUUUCGAGGAGUGCGGUUUCUCGGGCCGCUCGGACGGCGGCGCGGUCUCGAGGUGGCGGCGCAAGGACCGGACGAAGACAGUAUGUGUUGCACUUGUUCUUUGUUUAAACAUUAGUGUUGACCCGCCUGAUGUAAUUAAGAUAUCUCCUUGUGCCAGAAUGGAGUGCUGGAUAGAUCCAUUUUCUAUGCCUCCUCAAAAAGCACUUGAAACAAUAGGGAAAACAUUGGGCCUUCAGUAUGACAGGUGGCUACCAAAGGCCCGCUACAAGAUUCAACCAGAUCCUACUGUAGAAGAUGUGAGGAAACUUUGCACCACGUGGCGGAAAAAUGCCAAGUCUGAAAGAGUUCUAUUUCAUUAUAAUGGACAUGGUGUGCCAAAGCCAACUGCUAAUGGUGAAAUUUGGCUGUUCAAUAAGAGUUAUACACAAUAUAUCCCACUGCCCAUCAGUGACCUUGACUCCUGGUUAAGGACACCGUCAAUUUAUGUUUUUGACUGCUCUGCUGGUGGAAUGGUUGUCAAUGCCUUCAUGGAGCUUCCAGAUUGGAGCGCUUCUAGUUCUUCGGGAUCUUACAUGAGAGAUUGCAUCCUGCUUGCAGCCUGUGAAGCCCACGAGACUCUACCUCAGAGUGCUGAAUUUCCUGCUGAUGUGUUUACAUCAUGCCUCACCACGCCCAUCAAGAUGGCAUUGAGAUGGUUCUGGACUCGUUCAUUACUCCGUGACUCUCUUGAUUACUCCCUCAUAGAUAAGAUUCCUGGCCGCCAAAAUGACCGUAAGACACUUCUAGGGGAACUAAACUGGAUUUUUACAGCAGUGACUGACACAAUUGCCUGGAAUGUUCUACCACAUGAUCUUUUCCAGAGAUUGUUCAGACAAGAUCUAUUAGUAGCCAGUCUGUUCCGGAACUUUUUACUCGCUGAGAGAAUAAUGCGUUCUGCGAACUGUUCCCCGAUUUCAUAUCCUGUUUUGCCCCCCACACAUCAGCAUCAUAUGUGGGAUGCCUGGGACAUGGCUGCUGAAAUCUGCCUUUCGCAGCUUCCAACUUUGCUUGAGGAUCCCAAUGCAGAUUUCCAGCCAAGUCCUUUUUUCACAGAACAGUUAACGGCUUUUGAGGUGUGGCUUGAUCAUGGAUCAGAGCUUAAGAAACCUCCUGAGCAAUUGCCUAUUGUUCUUCAGGUAUUGCUUAGUCAAUCCCAUCGAUUUCGUGCUUUGGUGCUUCUUGGAAGAUUCCUCGACAUGGGACCCUGGGCUGUGGAUCUGGCCUUGUCAGUUGGAAUAUUUCCAUGUGUUCUAAAGCUGUUGCAAACAAUUACUCCAGAACUACGGCAGAUUCUCGUGUUUAUCUGGACAAAGAUCCUAGCCCUUGACAAGUCGUGCCAGGUUGACCUGGUAAAGGAUGGGGGUCACAUAUAUUUCAUAAGGUUUCUAGAUAGCGUGGAAGCAUAUCCAGAGCAACGUGCAAUGGCUACAUUUGUUUUGGCCGUCAUUGCAGAUGGACAUCGACGGGGUCAGGAGGUCUGUAUUGAAGCUGAUUUGAUACAUGUAUGCUUGCAGCACCUUCACAGUUCGUUUGCAAAUGAUGCACAAACAGAACCCCUGUUUCUUCAGUGGCUUUGCCUCUGUCUGGGGAAGCUGUGGGAGGAUUUCACAGAGGCACAAGUAAUAGGUUUGCAGGCAGACGCCUCCGUCAUAUAUGCAUCUCUACUCUCUGAGCCCCAACCUGAGGUCAGAGCAUCAGCUGUUUUUGCUCUGGGGACCCUUCUUGAUGUUGGAUUUGACUCAUCUAGAAAUGGUGGAGAUGAAGAAUGCGAUGAUGAUGAAAAAAUUAGAGCUGAGACUAACAUUCUAAAGAGCCUUUUAAAUGCUGUUUCUGAUGGGAGCCCGCUUGUACGAGCAGAGGUUGCUGUAGCUUUGGCACGCUUUGCCUUUGGACACAACAAGCAUUUGAAGCCAAUUGCUGCAGCAUAUUGUAAACCCCAAUCUAAUGCUGUGCUUAGUUCCUUGCCUUCUUUGGCCAUGAAGGGUGCAGGAAGUGUUUAUACUCCGCCACCCCAGUCCAUGCCACAUGGAAUUUUGGGUCCUUCCCAGAUUGGCCCUUUGUUGAGAGUCGGUGGAGACGGUCAAUCAACAGUUAGAGAUGGGAGGGUCUCCACCAGUAGUCCCCUCACAACUUCUGGUAUAAUGCAUGGAUCUCCACUAUCUGAUGAUUCGUCCCAACAUUCUGAUUCUGGACUGUUUAGUGAAGAUGUUAGCUAUGCGGUUGCAAGCCAUACAAGGCCGAGACCUCUAGACAAUGCAUUGUAUUCACGCUGUGUAUUGGCUAUGCUGACAUUAGCCAAGGAUCCAUCACCACGUAUCGCGAGCCUUGGUCGACGAGUACUAUCCGUUAUUGGGAUUGAACAAGUGGUAACAAAAUCUGUGAAGUCUACUAACAGCAGUGCUCGGCCAGGUGAACUCACAACUCCACCUCUUGCUGGCCUAGCCCGUUCAGCUUCAUGGUUUGAUAUGAAUGGAGGACAUUUGCCCCUUACAUUUAGAACUCCACCAGUUAGUCCUCCUCGCCCAAGUUACUUGUCGGGAAUGAGAAGAGUUUGCUCGCUAGAGUUCAGGCCACACCUAAUGAAUAGUCCAGAUAUAGGAUUAGCUAAUCCACUUUUGGGUUCUGGUGGCGAUUCUGGUGUUUCAGAGCGUAGUUUACUACCGCAAUCAACCAUCUACAAGUGGAGUUGCAGUCACUUCUCAAAGCCACUUCUUACAGCAGCUGAUGAUAGUGAAGAAAUGCUUGCCAGAAGAGAGGAGAGAGAGAAAAUUGCUCUGGACAAUAUCGCCAAAUGCCAGCGUACUUCGAUCAACAAAUUGCAUGAUCAAAUUACUAGUAGGGAUACAAAGUUUGAGACUAGUACUAAAACAAUAUUACUGCAACCUUUCAACCCGGUUGUGAUUGCUGCAGAUGAGACUGAACGAAUCAGGAUAUGGAAUUACGAAGAAGAUAAGCUGCUCAACAGUUUUGACAAUCAUGAUUAUGCUGACAAAGGAAUAUCAAAGCUCUCCCUUGUGAACGAGCUUGAUGACAGCUUGCUGCUUGUUGCUUCAUGUGAUGGGAAUGUCCGGAUUUGGAAAGAUUACGUUUUAAAUGACAAGCAGAAACUUGUAACUGCAUUUUCUGCAGUCCAAGGUCAUAGACCUGGUGUGCGAAGUGUCAAUGCCGUUGUGGAUUGGCAGCAGCAGUCUGGAUAUCUGUAUGCUUCUGGUGAAGUUUCAUCCAUUAUGGUCUGGGACCUGGAUAAAGAGCAGCUUCUUAAUUCUGUUCCUUCCUCAUCAGAUUGCAGCAUUUCAGCGUUGUCUGCUUCUCAAGUUCAUCCAGGUCAAUUUGCAGCUGGUUUUGUGGAUGGCUCUGUUAGACUCUUUGACAUUCGUGCACCUGAAUUGCCGGUGUGCACGACACAACCACACACCCAGAGAGUAGAAAUAAGAGUUGUGGGGAUCGGCUUUCAACCCGGACUUGAUCUGACAAAGAUUGUCAGUGCAUCUCAAGCUGGGGACAUUCAGUUCCUUGAUAUCAGACAGCUGAGGGAUUCCUACUUGUCAAUCAAUGCUCACAAGGGCUCUCUCACAGCUUUAGCUGUUCAUCGGCAUGCGCCCAUUAUUGCAAGUGGUUCAGCCAAACAGAUGAUCAAAGUCUUCAAUAUGAAGGGUCAACCAUUAGGGAGUAUGAGAUAUAAAAUGGGUUCUCUAAAUUGUCUCACCUUUCAUCCAUAUCAAAUACUGCUUGCUGCUGGUGCUGCAGAUGCUCUGCUAAUGAAACAUCUCUUGCAAGAUGAAUAGGGAUAUUUAUUUGUGUGACUGAAAAGCCUUCUGUCCGGAGGCCGCACAAGGGCACCAGCUAACCUUUGAAUUGUCGCCACGUUGACUUCAGGUACACUGUACACAACGAUCAUUGAGCUUGACUGAUCAUCGGCUAUUGUUUUGGGAAAACACAGUUUGGGCCCACAGUUAAAAUUGUACCGUACAUAUUCAUUAGCCUCCGGCAUUGAGGGUCAUCAUACAAGUUGGGAAGCAAUUCUGCAUAUUCGUUGGAGGCUUUGGCAAAUAAUCUGAUGUGUAAGUAAAGAUCGUGUAAAUAGUAAGAUCGUGUAAAUAGUCUCUCUUUCUUUCUCUCUUUCAACCCCACCCCAAAUUCUUGUACGUUAGUGUUUUUCCUUUUUCUCACCCUUUUUUAUCCCCAUCUGAUUGUAAAAGCAGCAGAAUUCUCAUUGUUAUAAUGGAAGCUUAUUUGAGAGGCAGUCUUGUGGUUUGAUUAAA
Rhododendron vialii is the source of this 4771-nucleotide messenger RNA. Its product is annotated as regulatory-associated protein of TOR 1-like. The coding region runs from base 233 to 4294 and encodes 1353 amino acids. Gene Ontology annotation, biological process: cellular response to starvation; regulation of autophagy; positive regulation of protein serine/threonine kinase activity. Gene Ontology annotation, molecular function: protein-macromolecule adaptor activity; protein binding. NCBI's taxonomy places the organism in Eukaryota, Viridiplantae, Streptophyta, Magnoliopsida, Ericales, Ericaceae. The transcript has 23 exons. The record is from RefSeq and is a predicted model, not a curated record. Gene Ontology annotation, cellular component: cytoplasm; TORC1 complex.